Molecule: messenger RNA, 2685 nt
Organism: Egretta garzetta (little egret)
Lineage: Eukaryota; Metazoa; Chordata; Aves; Pelecaniformes; Ardeidae
Gene: NFYB
Product: nuclear transcription factor Y subunit beta
Exons: 7
Coding region: 440-1057 (205 amino acids)
Biological process (GO): regulation of transcription by RNA polymerase II
Cellular component (GO): CCAAT-binding factor complex; nucleus
Molecular function (GO): RNA polymerase II cis-regulatory region sequence-specific DNA binding; protein heterodimerization activity; DNA-binding transcription activator activity, RNA polymerase II-specific
Source: RefSeq, a predicted model, not a curated record
UUACUUGGUCACAAGGUAGAUUUUCUAGCAAAUGUUGAGACUUACCAGCAAAUGGCUGCUGAAGAUCUUGCUAGUUCUGCUCCUGUUGGAAGAGGGGAGGUGGGAAUCUGGCUUCUCCUGGACCCCUCCAUCUGAAAUGCAGUCGGUGCCUCCCGAGACAAAGGUCCCUAGCCAGGGAGGGAAGUGCUGGCUCUUUUGGCUUCUCUCUUUCUCCUGGCAUUUGAAUUGCCAAUUAAACUGUCACCCCAUCUCUAAAGCCCCAAGGAGAAGAAGAAUUGUUGGCCACCACGUAAGAACAUUGAGAGAGGAGCGCUGAAGGAUGAUGCCCGGAGGAGCGAGGUGUUGCAGGACUGGGGAAAGAAAAGGCAAACGCGACUCAGAAGGCACCUCGGAGUGACUGGUGCCUCAGGGAGAAUGAGGAUGCAGAGCUGGUCCUGAGAUGGAUGGUGAUAGCUCCACGACAGAUGCUUCUCAGUUAGGAAUUGCUGGAGAUUACAUUGGUGGCAGUCACUAUGUGAUACAGCCUCAUGAUGACACAGAGGACAGCAUGAAUGAUCACGAAGAUACAAAUGGCUCAAAAGAGAGUUUUAGAGAACAAGAUAUAUAUCUUCCAAUUGCAAAUGUGGCAAGGAUAAUGAAAAAUGCCAUACCCCAAACAGGAAAGAUUGCUAAGGACGCAAAGGAAUGUGUGCAAGAGUGUGUAAGUGAAUUCAUCAGCUUUAUAACGUCAGAAGCAAGUGAGAGGUGUCACCAAGAGAAAAGAAAGACCAUCAAUGGAGAGGAUAUUCUCUUUGCCAUGUCUACCUUGGGGUUUGAUAGCUAUGUUGAACCUUUGAAGUUAUACCUCCAAAAAUUCAGAGAGGUUUCGAAAGGAGAAAAGGGAAUUGGGGGAACAGUUACAACUGGAGAUGGUCUAAGUGAGGAGCUCACAGAGGAAGCAUUUACUAACCAGUUGCCAGCAGGCUUAAUAACUACAGACGGCCAACAGCAGAAUGUUAUGGUCUACACAACAUCAUAUCAACAGAUCUCUGGUGUUCAACAAAUUCAAUUCUCAUGAUUUGAAGAAAACUUUGUAUCUGGGAACACGAGACGGAAAAGCUGUGCAACUCUAACGAAGAGGCAGUUUUAAUGACUGGUGAAGAGACUUAUCUCUUUGUAUAUUAAAUAGCUGUAAUGUAGCUACCUGAAGCUUGACUAAUUGAGGUGUGAGUUCUGACUCAAAUCUUUUUCAUGAUAAUUUUAAAAAAAAAUUUGGAUUUUAAAGGUAUUAAAGUAUUUUUGUUUUGUACAAGAGUUUGUUGCUCUGUAUAACUCCUGUAUGCAUUGUAUAUUGCAAUUUAUUACUGUCAGAGAUUUGUAGACAGUUUCUUAUUUUCAUAUUGAAUCAUGUUACUUUUGUAAUUCAGGUAAACAGCUGGGUUAAUUCAUGUUUACCCUUUGAAUAAAAUAGUAAGGGGUAAAGUUCAUUUUUGAAUGCAAGUUGCCUUUAUUAUAAAGAUUGAGUUGGUCUUGGUUAUGUAACUUGUCUUGCAUGACAACUUCAACUAACUUUACAUGUCGGCAUAUUUAUUGAAAUUUCAAAAGGGACUUUUUCCUCAUGAAACUAGCAGCUCGGAAGAAUUGCUACAACUGUUUUUUUUUUUUUAUGUAACUUCAGAAUUAAAAGUUAAUCAAAACCAACCAACGCUCUACUACAUUUAGAGACUUAGAGCUUAUCGGCAGUGUUGAUGAAAACACUGCGUGCGACGCAGGUCUUCAUUUCAUUUUUAUUUUUUUUCAGUUGCAUUAACUCUCCUUAGACUUACUUUGAUAUAUUUAAGGUAGUCUUUGUGCUACUGAAAUAACUCUUCCUUUUUAUGUAUGGUUUUUAGAAUCCAAAACUUAGAAAUUCAAGGAUAGUGGGGGAGGGCGGGAUUUUAUAGUCCUUGUGGUAAAAGAUCUCAUUUUAACUUUUUACUGAAAUGUUUUAAGGUUUCUCGUGAGACUGUGGGAACUCAACUGUGUUAGCGACGUUCUGUGUACAGGCUGCGUGCGUGUGCGUGCGUGAGUGGUUGAAACUUGGAACAAGCGAUACGACUCUGAAAUGGAAGACAGACUUCUAGUUUGCUGUCUCUUUCCUGGUUUUGCAAUAAACUCUACCUAGAUAACGUAGUUCUGUAUAUUUAGUGAGCUGUUCUUAGUAACGUUGCUGUUUCUUUAAUGAUCGGGUGGGUGAUUUUGUUAGAUGCACUGUUUUAGCCCGUUAGGAUAGGGGUGGUGGGUUUAGUAAUAUAUCUUAUUCAGACUGAAUUUUGGGACCUUUGAUAUUUUUACUGUUUGCAGUGGACUGAAAUGUAAUAUAAUAAUUAUCUUUCCACAUACCGGUCAAUAAUUUAAGCAAACCACACAUUGAACCUGUUGCCAUAUUAUUUCUUGCUGGUUUUGUCUUUUUUUUUUUUUGUUUUUUAAAAGUAACAGUUUAAUAUUGGGAGAACAGUUUAAACUAAGACAUCCCAGAAGCCUGAAAUAGCCAGUUCUUUGCUAAAAAAAAAAUUUUAUGUAUGUGCAGAUUUGAACAAUUUUUCUUACAAAUCAGCAUCGUGCUGGCAGAGCAUCUGCAGGCGACCCGGUGUAUUUUGUGGUGAUCUGGGCGGAUGUUCUGGGUUUUUUGGCAGUCUGUCAAUCUUCAGCAGCUAUGACUGAACA